AUGGAGCGCAAUCACAUGCUUGCCCCAACCCGCGAUCGCGAGUCCGCCUCAUCCCACGAUGCCGUCCUCGGACCGCCGCCUCCUCUCCCGACAGCCCAUAUGAUGGGCUUCUCUCCUCCCGCCUACUCCCCCUCGAGCCACGUCGGCGCUUCGCUCCUCAACAUGCCCGAUGUGCCCACCACCGAGCUGCCUCCCCCGCUGCCGCGACCGCUACCGCCGUUGUCUCAUCGCGAUGCCGAUAUCAAGUUGCCUUCACUCAGCUCCCUCACCGGCGACUUGGCCCUCAACCCUCCCAGCAACCAUUGGCCUCAUAUGACCCCCCUCUCGCCGUACCACCCAUCCGCUCCGCAGCCGCUGCACACCGCCGACAGCCCAAACAAGAUGGACCUCGACGCAAGCACCAACAGUGUCGCCAGCGCUGCGUCUCCCGAUCGCCUCCUUGAUGCGAGAUCAGGCAGCGUAAGCCUUGACGACCCCGAUGUGCGACUAGCCGCCGAGGCGCUGGGCGAUUUGAGAGCCGACUUUGUAUCGUCACCUCCUAACAGAAAUUCAUCGCUCCCCGUGAGCCCACCGACCUCUCACAGCUAUCAAUCAAGCUCCCGGACACGGACGCAAUCCCCACAGCCCGAGCCCUUGCUGUCUCUCCUCACCACAUCCCAUCCGUUGCUCGCUAGCACUAUCGAAGGCGCAACAUCCGCCUAUGGAGGUGCCAAGAACUUCUCCCCGCGCUUCCGGUCUGGCGCCGAGUACGUCGAAGGUUAUCUCACGCCAAUUGCCAAUACCGUUGGCUCAGUCGGUCGGAGGACUGGCGUCGAAGGUGGUGUGCGGUGGUUCUUGGGUGCAGGACGAAGGCACAACAGCUCUUCCUCUGACCUGGAAACUGGAAAUGGCUCCAAGAAGCGACGGAAAGUUGACAACACCCAGUCUGUCAGCAACAAGCGAGUCGAAGGAGAAGGCAUGAAACAGAUUGGCGGUCUCCAGCAGCUCCCAAGCGAGAGCGACGGACUGCAAGACCCGUUCUCUCCCUCGUCCAGGUUCGCCUCCCGCCGCAUGUCUACAACGAGUACCGUCGACACCUUGCCAGCCUACGAUGAAAUACGGUCGCCUGCCUACACCGAAACGGCUGAUGCACAAAACUCUCCAAGGCCGUCCAAUGGAGCGUGGCAGUCCCGCUUGAUCAUGUCCACUUCGGGUUUGAGCAUCGCGAUGAGCGAUGAGAGCCUACGCAGCUUGAAGUACUGCUUGCGAUGGCUGAAGUGGGCCAAUAGCCAUAUUGGCCGCGUCAUUGGUGCCCUGAAGGACACCCUGGAACAGUUUGACAAAGAGGAUGCCGCGGCGGCUGCCCAUUCUCAAACAUUUGAGCAGGAUCACGCCCUCGGCGAGCCGAGCAAUGGCGCAGCUGUAGAUGACCAAGUUGAGUCGCGGAGGGAGAUUGCUGCUCGGAUUGCCACCCUUAAGGGUGAUGUCCUCAGGACUCUCCAGGAAGUCAUCAUCACCGUCUCAAAAUACGCUGGCGGUGCCCUGCCUGAGAACGCGCGCAUUCUCGUUCGCCGUCAUCUCACCAGCCUUCCCCAACGCUUCCGCGUGGCUACUAUGUCGGACAAUGCCGCACAGGGCAGUGACGCAGACAGCGAGUCUGCCCUACGUGAGGGUGCACAGAAGGUACUGGUCUUGGCCAAAGAGGGUCUCGACAUGGUGGCACAGGUCAGCGGUGUCCUUGAUGGCACCAUCGUCAGCGCGGAAGAGUGGUGCGAGCGAAUGGGCAAGCGACGACGCAACCCCGAUGAGGAGAAGUCAGUGUUGCCACAAACUCAGACCAACGGCGAUGUAAAGAUGGGUUGA
Messenger RNA from Ilyonectria robusta, 1842 nucleotides. RefSeq names its product transcription factor Opi1-domain-containing protein. Gene Ontology annotation, molecular function: transcription corepressor activity. Gene Ontology annotation, cellular component: endoplasmic reticulum; nucleus. NCBI's taxonomy places the organism in Eukaryota, Fungi, Ascomycota, Sordariomycetes, Hypocreales, Nectriaceae. The coding region runs from base 1 to 1842 and encodes 613 amino acids. The record is from RefSeq and is a predicted model, not a curated record. The transcript is spliced from 2 exons. Gene Ontology annotation, biological process: regulation of transcription by RNA polymerase II; endoplasmic reticulum unfolded protein response; phospholipid biosynthetic process.